Molecule: messenger RNA, 447 nt
Organism: Cylindrotheca closterium
Lineage: Eukaryota; Bacillariophyta; Bacillariophyceae; Bacillariales; Bacillariaceae
Source: the annotation of a GenBank genome assembly
AUGCCCUCCAAGGGUUCAAAAGCGUGGCACAUUUGGGUAGCUGCUUCUGACGUGGAUAGAGUGGCACAGGCCCUCUUUGCAUGGCUCAGGCCAGAGACAAAGAAGUGUCACAUGCCGUUUGGUGCCCGGACUCAGUUUGUCUACGACUGGGGGGCGAUUACGAAGGGACACCUCGGUGACCUUGCGCAACCAGGGGGGCAGUGGAAUGGCAUCAUUGGGAAACUCAUCAACACCCAUGACACUACCUCCCAGACCUGCACCUCCCUGGCUCCACUGUUUCCUAUCCAAGGCAUGCUGACCAAGGUCUUCAUUCCCAAGUACUGCAAACAGGGAUAUUCCGCAUUUUGGUGUGAAUCUGAACUGGAAUUGGGGCUUGCUCACUCCUUCUGCACGGGGAUCUGUGAUCCGACAUCAUCACUGCUCAUGGAAUUCAUUCUUGGUCGGUGA